Messenger RNA from Paraphaeosphaeria sporulosa, 2474 nucleotides. RefSeq lists its product as uncharacterized. The record is from RefSeq and is a predicted model, not a curated record. NCBI's taxonomy places the organism in Eukaryota, Fungi, Ascomycota, Dothideomycetes, Pleosporales, Didymosphaeriaceae. The coding region runs from base 240 to 2090 and encodes 616 amino acids. The transcript has 2 exons.
GCAUCGACUGCGGGUCGCGCUCGUCUGCCGUUCUAAAAGCCCCCAUCUUCCCAUCCUUCGCAUUCCCUCACUUGCGAUCGCCUUGCUAUUUUGAAACCACCCAUUCGCGUCCAUCACUGCUCUCAACGCACAUCACAUUCUAAACAUCUCUUGCAUAGACAGUUCCGUGGCACUGAUCAUCGCCAACUGCAAUUUGCUUCGACGCCUCGCAUUCUCAACACCAACCCACACCACACACCAUGGCUACGGCCUCUUUCUCGAGUAGUAUCGACCAACUCAAACAAGCAUUUUGCAAUGAGUACUCUCAUCUCUCAGAGCAGCACCGCCAGCAGCUGUGGCUGCAGCAUGUCGCCACCCUGCCCAGCAGCCCUCAACAGCACUCUCAAGCACAACAUGUCCCGCGCUCAAUGUCAAGUUCAGCUGCCAACAUGACGCAACUACUCGUCAACAGCUACGGGCACGUGGGCCGCGUUCAGUCCCCAUCUGCCCCAGCCAUGGAACACUCCAUGUCCCUCUCAGCCGACAACAGCCUCCAGCGAUCCAGCUCAAACAUGUCCAACUGGCAGUCAUCAUUUGACGACCAUUCCAACGCAUAUGUGUUCUCUGAUGCAUCAAUGUCAACACAACAAGCACUCGAGCCCAUCAACGAGACGAAUUUCACCAAUGACAGCACGGUUGAGUACUCACCAGAUGACUAUGUCAACUUCAUCGAGACCUCAGACAAUGCCCACCUUCCCCUUUCCCAGCCCCAACACCAACCCCAGUUGCAACUAACACCCAACAACCAGUGGAUGCCGGCAUUAGACGUUUCCACAUCACCUAGCACACCAUCGACUGCUCUUAUGACGCCGAUUACUCUAUCAAGUAAUUCAAUGAGCCGUCAGAGUAGCUUCAAUCCUCAAUUUGCUGAUGACUUUUCAAUGCUGCGUUCAGAUUCUCAAAUGUACCCCAUCCUCCCUGAAGAUGGGUCUAUUUCUUUUCCAUCAGAUGUCAAUCAUGUACAGAAGGGUAUCAGCGAUCACGCUGAUAACCUUCAUUUCCUAUCUUCUACCGGUUUCACUGGCAUGCCCAGUGAAACCUCUUUCCUUUCUCCUGUCGCGCCUGUUUCUUCGGCAAGUUUUCACGCACUUGCCCAACAUCAAGAGAAUGAGCCGUGCCUGGUGGAGGAUAUGCGGAGGUCGGCUUCAGCGUCUUCAACGUCGGCAAGCGAGAGUGGUGCAAGCUACGGUUCUGCGUCGCCCAACCGCUUCCACACCCGCCACGUCCGUCGCGAACGCGAAAUCAUCGCGCAAGCUGGCAGCUGCAGGAUCGCGCCCAAGACCGCUCCCAGCGCUCCCCAGACAAAGUCCGCAUCACCCAAUGUUCAGAUGAUGCGGAUUCAGUCUGAAGACGGAUCCUCGCGCCAUGUCGGAGUCAUCAGCAAAGCACCGUACGUCCGCCCGCAGCACCCUAAGAUCUUGUGCCCGCACUGCAGCGAGCGGCCUGAGGGCUUCCGUGGCACGCACGAGCUCGACCGUCACGUUGCACGUGCUCACACGGCCGUCCGCAAGGGCUUCAUCUGCGUCGCGCCCGCCUUCGACAAGAACUUUCUCAGCGGCUGCAAGCACUGCCGCAACGAGAAGGUCUACGGCGCGUACUACAACGCCGCCGCACACCUACGCCGCGCGCACUUCCACCCGCGCAAGCGCGGCCGAAAGGGCAAGAACGACGAGAAGCGCGGCGGCAUCGGCGGCGGAGACCACCCGCCCAUGGACUUCCUUAAGCAGCAUUGGAUCCGCGAGAUCGAGGUCGCGAAUAGCAACAAGGCAAAGAGUCCUAAGAGCAGCCACUCGUCGCCUGCGAGCGAGUCCGAGAGCACUACCGAACACGACGUUGACGCUCCUCCGUACGACACGGAGCUCACGUACACGACCGACGUAUCAAUGGCGUCGAUAGAACCGCACGCGUAUGUUGACUUUGCGGCAUACAACACCGUGAACAUGAACGAGCCAGAUGCUGCUGCCUCGAUGUACAAUGCGUCGUUGAUGUAUGCGACGCAGGCACAGCAGCCGCCCAGUGACGACUUUGACUUCGAUGCGUAUAGAACCUAGUUGGGUUCUAUGCUCUUUCUUUUCUCGUUUCUUUCUCUUUGCUUCAGCUUGUAUAUUUGCAUGGCCUGGCGUUCAACGAUGCUUCAUACGAUUGGGAGGAAACAUGACUGGCUAGUCGGUAAGGCUGGGACCGCCCCAAGAGCUGGGGCAGGUCUUCACGGGAUACACUUUGGGCCCUUGGUUUGGGUGGGGUUUUCUGAAUAGUCUCUUUCUUGACGCUUGUCACGAGCUGUUGAUAUCCUUUUAGUAGUAGUACAUGCUAUUUGUCGGGAGAUGUCGUUUCACUUGGUUGGAUGAGUCCUGGAUACGAGUACUGUUAGUGAUUGUGUAUUGUUAUUACUUGCUCGUCGCAGUUCGGCCGCAGAGGCUCGGACAAGCGCAACC